Messenger RNA from Zygosaccharomyces rouxii, 1827 nucleotides. It is a transcript of the gene MET30, whose product is annotated as ubiquitin-binding SDF ubiquitin ligase complex subunit MET30. Bases 1 to 1827 code for a protein of 608 amino acids. The transcript has a single exon. Gene Ontology annotation, molecular function: protein binding. NCBI's taxonomy places the organism in Eukaryota, Fungi, Ascomycota, Saccharomycetes, Saccharomycetales, Saccharomycetaceae. The record is from RefSeq and is a predicted model, not a curated record.
AUGACUCUACAAGCUGAUUCCAUUGAUUCAAGUGCUUCUAAUAGUAGUAGAAACGAGAACAAUAAUUUGAGGAUGAGUAUUAGUGAGGAUGAGAGUGCUAUGUCGGAUCUACAUGAAUCAAAGAGAUCACAUAAGGAUAGCAAUAAAGGCGGUGGUGGUGAUGAUGGUGAACCCACUAGAAAGAAAUCUAAAAGUAAUGGCAGUUUAAAUGUUAGGAUGGUUAAACUGCCGCAGUUUAAUCUACAAAAAUUUUGUUAUAGACAUAAUCCCGACGUUCAGUCAUCUCCAACACAUACUGAUUGCUAUAAGCAGGACCUGCAACGAUUUAAACAAGUUAAUGAUGAAAUUUCCAAACUGUCGUCUGCACAACAGAGUGAAGUUCACCAUGUUGUUUCUACAUAUACCAAAUCCAAUGAUAAAAUGAGAAAGUUGAUUUUAGAUGGAAUACUUACAGGCAGUUGCUUCCCGCAACUGUCGUACGUGGCGUCAGAAGUACAGAGAAUGAUCAAGAUUGAUUUUAUUAGCACGUUACCGAUCGAGUUGUCGUUAAAGAUCCUCUGUUACCUGGAUUGUCAGUCGCUUUGCAAUGCCGCAAGAGUUUGUAGAGGAUGGCAAGUUCUGGCAAACGAUGACAAAGUUUGGUAUCGAAUGUGUGAACAACACAUUGAUCGUAAGUGUCCAAAUUGUGGUUGGGGGCUGCCGCUUUUGCAUAUGAAGCGAGCAAGAGCACCACAGCAGAGUGAUUGCGGAGGGAAAGUUACAACGCCAUGGAAAGUUAUCUAUAGAGAUAGAUUCAAAGUGGAAUCGAAUUGGAGAAAAGGAACAUGUUUGAUAAAGGAGUUCAAGGGCCAUAUGGAUGGUGUAUUAGCAUUGCAAUUUAAUACGAGGUAUCUUUUCACCGGCUCUUACGACUCGACAAUUGCCAUAUGGGAUCUUUGCACCGGCAGAUUGGUCAGAAGGCUCUCAAGUCAUACCGACGGUGUCAAGGCCCUUUAUUUUGAUGAUCAAAAGUUAAUAACGGGAUCCCUGGAUAAAACCAUUAGAGUUUGGAAUUAUCUGACGGGUGAAUGCAUUUCCACUUAUAGAGGUCAUACGGACAGUGUACUAAGUGUGGAUUCCUACAAAAAGAUAAUUGUAUCAGGUAGUGCCGACAAGACAGUUAAAGUUUGGCACGUAGAAUCAAGAACGUGUUAUUCAUUGAGAGGUCAUACAGAAUGGGUUAACUGCGUGAAGCUUCACCCAAAGAGUUUCCUUUGUUUUAGUUGUUCUGACGACACCACAAUCCGUAUGUGGGAUAUCAGGACUAAUGUUUGCCUGAAGGUCUUUAGAGGGCAUCUGGGGCAAGUGCAGAAAGUAGUUCCGCUAACCAUUAUUGAUUCGGAGAAUUUGGUCGUAGACGACAAGGCAGAAGACGACGGAGAGGAACAAGGAGACGACGAAAAUGCACAGGAUGUACUUACCGAGAAUUUACCAUAUCCAACACAUCUGCUAUCGUGCUCCUUGGAUAAUACCAUUAAGUUAUGGGAUAUAAAGAAGGGCCGUUGUAUAAGGACUCAGUUCGGUCACGUGGAGGGUGUAUGGGACCUCGCUGCAGACAAUUUCCGUAUUGUAAGUGGGUCCCAUGACGGUAAAGUUAAGGUUUGGGACUUACAGAGUGGGAAAUGCAUUCAUACUUUCCAAGGUAAAUCCCUUGAACAGAGAUCAGACGGUACGGAACCUGCUGUCCAUAAAGUGGCCCCUAUUGCCUGUGUAGGUAUCGGAGACUCGGAAUUCUUUAGCGGUGAUGAGUUGGGUUACGUAAAAAUGUACAAAUUUGAUGAGGAUUAA